Orussus abietinus is the source of this 2731-nucleotide messenger RNA. Its product is annotated as probable ATP-dependent RNA helicase DHX35. Lineage: Eukaryota; Metazoa; Arthropoda; Insecta; Hymenoptera; Orussidae. The coding region runs from base 200 to 2254 and encodes 684 amino acids. The transcript is spliced from 12 exons. Gene Ontology annotation, cellular component: catalytic step 2 spliceosome; intracellular anatomical structure. Gene Ontology annotation, molecular function: ATP binding; RNA binding. The record is from RefSeq and is a predicted model, not a curated record.
UUCAAGUGGCGCUCGGCCUUCGGGGACAACAUUCCCAUAAGAGUGCUCACCCCCUGAAUUUGAUUUUCGGGUAACAAGUGUAAAUAAAGUCAGAAAUGGAGUGAUCGAAAUGUUAUUUACAAUUUUCUUUAAUUAUUUUAUUGGAAUGGUAUUUAAGAAGAUUAAGUUUCUGUACCAUGCUCUCUGAAAGGAAGUUACAAUGAAUAACAAACCAAAAUUCCUAGCACCUGGGGAAUAUUCAUGGCAAGAAGACAAGGCUGACAUAGAUGCGCAUUCAACCACUCAGUUUGUGUACAAUGCAAAUCGUUCAUUAGCGAUCGAUCUACAGAGACAGAGGCUGCCUAUCUUUAAAAACAGAAUUCACAUUAUAUAUUUAUUAGAAAAGUAUCAAACUUUGGUACUCAUAGGAGAAACAGGAUGUGGGAAGAGUACGCAAGUUCCUCAGUACCUAAUCGAGGCGGGAUGGGGUUCCGAUGGGAAAAUGGUUGGCAUUACCGAGCCCCGAAGAGUCGCAGCCACAUCUUUAGCAAACCGCGUGGCCGACGAAUGCAAUUGCAUACUUGGCACCAAAAUAGGAUACUCGAUUCGUUUCGACGACUGCACGGAUGCAACCACAAAGAUCAAGUACAUGACCGAGGGUAUUUUGUUACGGGAAAUGAUGAGUGAUCCAUUGCUGACUAACUAUUGCGUUAUUAUUUUGGAUGAAGUUCAUGAAAGGACUUUGUUGACGGACAUAAUCAUGGGACUACUGAAGAAAAUACUCAGGAAACGUAGGAGCCUGAAGGUGAUCGUGUCGUCGGCAACCGUGGAUGCGGAGGAACUUCGGGAUUUUUUUAAUACAAAUACGACAAAGGACGCAACCAAGGAUACCGCCACUAUUUUGAGCGUGGAAGGCCGGCUGUUUCCUGUGGACAUCUUUUACGUUCAAGAUCCGGUAGCGGAUUACGUCAAUGCAGUUGUAGACACGACUUUGAAGAUACACGAAAACGAGGAGGAAGGAGACAUUCUGGCUUUCCUCACAGGAAUGGAAGAAGUUGAUCGGGCCGUCUCUCUCCUAUCCGAACAUGCCAAACUAGUUAAGGAAGGAAAACAAAAAUUAAUGCCUUUGCCUAUGUAUGGCUCACUUCCAAAUUCGGAACAAUUGAAAGUUUUUUGGAGGGCACCGAAGGAUACCCGCAAAGUGAUCGUCGCGACUAACAUUGCGGAGACAUCCAUUACGAUACCUAAUGUCGUUUUCGUAAUUGAUUGCGGUUUUGCGAAAGUACCUUGGUUCGAGGUAGAAACUCAAACCAACAGCCUGAUCGUUGCUCCUGUCUCAAAAGCUUCGGCAAAUCAAAGAGCAGGUCGAGCAGGUCGAGUUCGAUCUGGGAAAACGUAUAGACUUUACACGGAAGAGGCUUACGAGCAGCUCUUCGAGUCGACGCCGCCGCAGAUGCAGCGAGCCGAUUUAGCACCCGCAAUUUUGCAAUUGAAAGCCCUGGGAAUUGACAACGUCCUACGAUUUAGUUUUCCAUCUUCACCGCCGAGCAAACAUCUUCUCUCAGGAUUAGAAUUGCUUUACGCCCUGGGCGCCGUUGACAGCAAAGGAGAAUUGACUAGUCCCGUGGGUAUUACAAUGGCAGAAAUGCCCCUGGAUCCUGUCUUCUCAAAAUGCCUCAUCGCCUCGGGUGAGAUGGAGUGCUCAGAGGAAAUCACAACUAUACUGUCUAUGCUGCAAGUUCAAAAUGUAUUCGUGAGACCGUUCGGCGGUCAGGCAGCAUUAAAAUCUCGAGUGGCCCACCGGAAAUUCGAAGUCGAAGAAGGAGAUCUAAUCACGUUGCUCAAUGUUUAUACCGCUUUCGAGAAAAACAAGUCUACUGGUUGGUGUCAAAAACAUUUUCUGAAUCACAAGGCGCUGCGCAGAGCUACAGAAAUUAGGGUCCAAAUGCGAAAGCUCUUAAAAAAACUGGACAUACCAGUUGCCUCGUCGAAUGGAAACACGCAACAGGUUCUUAGAUGCAUAACAACUGGCCUCUUCCCCAAUGCGGCAUACCUACACUACACGGGGGUCUACAAGACGGUCAGGGGCAACAGAGACUUAUAUAUUCAUCCUAAUAGUUGUCUUUACACGCUACAGCAGCCACAAUGGAUUCUCUUCUGCGAGGUUUUACAGACAAAUAAGACUUUUAUGAGGGAGUUAACUGUCGUACAACCUGAGUGGUUGAUAGAAUUAGCUCCGCAUUUUUACGAGAGGACUGCUAUCGACCCAGUAUAAAAUAAAAGUAACUGAUAAUCACUAUGCAUCCGCCAACGUAUAAUAUCAUUUCUUUUUCUAUCUCGAACCUAGCAUACAGAGAUCAAUAAAAGGACUGAGUCACGAGAAAUGAUCGCAUUACUUUAACGGUCACCUCGGUAAUGACACUUCUGUGACAUAUGAGAACUGUGUAAAUAUAUUUGUAAAGUAAUUGUACUGAAUACAUUUGAGUUUAUCAUUGCAGAUUAUCAAUAAUAUUUAUACAAUAAUUUGUCUUAUCAGCUGUAUUCAUUACAUUCUGUAACUUAAAACAUUCCAUAGUCGUCGUCGUUCGUAUAUUACGUCACAACGUUUCGUGUAUUCGUUAACAAUAACACCGACGAAUGGAAAAGUGAAGUUAUGGAAAUAUAAAUUUCCAAAAUGGAGAAAUAUUUGACAAAAAAAUAUUCCUGUAUCAGUCAUCCAUAAAAAAUGCAAUGUCAAUGCGUUUAUGCGUCG